CUUGCUUUCAAACCCAGUCGCUAUAUAAAGUUGACAUCCCCCAGCCCCCCGGGAGACACUUUACCCUAAAGGCGGACUGUCAUUCCGGACACUCGAGCAACAUGCCAGCCAAGCCUGUCAUCAAGAAGGCGCCGCUGAAGAAGGCGCCGGCGAAGAAGGCAGCGCCGGCACCUGCUCCGGAGCCUGCGCCCGAGCCCGCACCUGCCGAGGCUCCUCCGGCCGAAGCCCCUCCCGCGGAAGCCGCGCCCGCAGAAGCCGCUCCAGCCGAGGUUGCUCCCGCGGAAGCCGCUCCAGCCGCCGAGGAAGCUCCUGCAGCUGAUGCUGCUCCGCCGGCAGAAAGCGCUCCUCCCGCAGAAGCGGCUCCUGCCGACGCUGCUGCGGCUCCACCCCCUCCUACAGAACCAGCUCCUCCAGAAGCUGAUGCCGCUGCCGCUCCGGCUGCUGAAGAGGUCGCUGCUCCCGCGCCCGCGGAACCAGAGAAACCAGCUGACGUCCCCGAGGCUCCCUCUGCUGAAGCAGCCAGUGCCGCCCCGCCUGCCGUCCCCGCGCCAGAGGCACCGGCUGAAGCCGAGGCCGCCGCUGAACCCGCAGAAAAGCCUGCUGCUCCUGCUGCUGCAGAAGGCGAGACUCCAGCCGAGGCACCAGCUGCUGCUCCUGAAGUACCUGCUCCACCGGCCGCUGCUAAGGGCAAGGCACCAGCCAAGGCCGUAGCACCCGCUGCGAAGGAACCUGCUGCCGUUGUUGCGCCUGAGGCUUCGGCUGAGGCCGCUGCUGCUCCUGAAGUACCUGCUCCACCGGCCGCUGCUAAGGGCAAGGCGCCAGCCAAGGCCGUAGCGCCCGCUGCGGAGAAACCUGCUGCCGUUGCCGCGCCUGAGGCUCCAGCUGAGGCCGCUGCUGCUCCUGAAGCACCUGCUCCACCGGCCGCUGGUAAGGGCAAGGCACCGGCCAAGGGUAAGGGAAAGGCACCAGCCGCUGCUAAGACCAAGGCACCAGCCAAGGGCAAGGCACCAGCCAAGGCCGUAGCGCCCGCUGCUGAGGAACCUGCUGCCGUUGCCGCACCCGAGGCUCCAGCUGAGGCCGCUGACGCUGCUGCCGCUGCUGCUCCUGCUGCUCAGCCCCCCGCUGAGGAUGCCGCUGCCCCUGCCGCCCCGGAAGCCCCAGCUGAUGGUAAAACAUCUGCAGCUGCUGCCGCACCGCCAGCCGAAGAGCCCAAAGCGCCUACGCCGCCACCUCCGGAACCGGAAGUGCCCACCAGCGAGCCUCUUAAUGUGUCUGUGGAGGAUGUCAACGAUACCUCAGUCACGAUCAAAUGGAGACCCCCGGAGAAAAUUGGCUCCGGCCUUGAUGGAUACGUAGUGGAGUACUGCAAAGACCAAACGACUGACUGGAUUGUUGCAAACGCUGAGCCCACACCAGCCAACCGCUUGGUGAUCAAAGACAUGGCCACCGGGGACCUCCUGCACAUCCGCGUAGUUACAGUCAACCCAGGAGGCCGCAGUGCCCCUGGGGCCCUAGCUGAGCCCGUGAUUGUGCGCGAAGUUGUGGAUCGCCCCAAGAUCCACCUGCCUCGCGUCCUGAAAUCGAGGCUCGUCAAGAAGGUCGGCGAAAAGGUCAACCUUGUCAUCCCCUUUUCUGGCAAACCAAAACCAGUGGUGAGCUGGACCAAGGACGGCCAGGCUCUGGACCCCAAGACCAUGAACAUCCGCAACAGCGACAAGGACAGCAUUCUAUUCAUCCGGCAGGUGGAGAGGAGCCACUCGGGCAAGUACGAGAUGUCCGUGAAGGUCGACAGCUUCGAGGACAAGGCCGCCAUCAUCCUACAGAUUGUCGAACUUCCAGGUCCCCCGACCAGCAUUAAGCUUGCGGACACCUGGGGCUUCAACGUGGCACUGGAAUGGACCCCACCCCAGGACAGUGGCAACACCGAAAUCACGGGGUACACCGUCCAGAAGGCGGACAAGAAAACCGGGGACUGGUUCACGGUGCUGGAGCACUUCCACCGACUCAACGGCACCGUCUCCGACCUCGUCAUGGGCAACACUUACUCCUUCAGAGUCUUCGCCGAGAACAAGGUCGGCCGCGGAGAGGAAGCAGCCGUCACCAAGGAGACGGCGCAGAUCCUGAAGCAGGGAAUACACUAUCAACCUGUCGAUUACAAGGAGCAUGACUUCACUGAAGCCCCCAAGUUCACCACUCCGCUGAGUGACAGAGCAGCCACCGUGGGCUACACCACCAAGCUCCUGUGUGCCGUCAGGGGCUAUCCAAAGCCCAAGGUCGAGUGGAUGAAGAACUCUAUGAUCAUCGGCGAGGACCCCAAGUACAGGAUGAUCAACAGCCAGGGGAUCUGCACCCUGGAGAUCCGCAAGCCCUCCUGCUUCGACGGCGGCGUGUACACCUGCCGGGCGAAGAACUCCAUCGGGGAGGCCGCCGUGGCCUGCAAGCUGGAGGUCAAACAGGUUGUGAACCCAGCAGCCGAAAAGAAGGAGUAGAAGACCCGCACGCCCACAGCUGAGCAAAUCCUGGAUGUCCAGACGUGUAGUGUUUGAAAGCGAUGGCUGAGAGGAGUCAUGUAUAUAGAAGAAGAUGACCUUGCAAGAUUUGACGUUCCCAUGAAUUUGCUGUAUCCAUCUAGCUACCUUAUUGCCUCCUAACGUUCGGGAGAGCGUUGUAGAUAAAGCGUCUAACUGUGCCAGAAAUGGGUCAGAUGCAGCAGCGGUUUAUGUGGUAGAACUUGUAUUUCUUUUUCUGUGUUUUCCGAUUGUCCUACAUUGCCACUUUGAACAGGUCCACCCUCAGUAAGUGGGUGAGCACGCAGGAGUGUGAUGUGUACUAUCUGUAUGAAAGACACGGUGUCCUUGUCUUGCAAUAAAUAUUGUGGUUUAAAUCCCA
Anguilla rostrata (American eel) is the source of this 2889-nucleotide messenger RNA. RefSeq names its product myosin-binding protein H-like. The record is from RefSeq and is a predicted model, not a curated record. NCBI's taxonomy places the organism in Eukaryota, Metazoa, Chordata, Actinopteri, Anguilliformes, Anguillidae. The transcript is spliced from 22 exons. Bases 102 to 2489 code for a protein of 795 amino acids. Gene Ontology annotation, molecular function: protein binding.